Messenger RNA from Laetiporus sulphureus 93-53, 370 nucleotides. RefSeq lists its product as uncharacterized. NCBI's taxonomy places the organism in Eukaryota, Fungi, Basidiomycota, Agaricomycetes, Polyporales, Laetiporaceae. The transcript has a single exon. Bases 63 to 335 code for a protein of 90 amino acids. The record is from RefSeq and is a predicted model, not a curated record.
CGAGAUUUCUCACCUCACUUCCCGUCCGUAAUCUGUGCCUUAGGUAACUUCCUGAACACAGAAUGACUGAAGGCUGCAGAUCCGGACCCCGAGCACCUGUCUCGUGCGGAUGCCGAUGUGCGCGCACCCGGCCGAAUCCUCUCCCCCCACACUCUGUCGUCGUACAUUACGCUUCACAUAUUACACUCCUCCUUCCUCUGGAGGCGUCCGCAGCCGUUAGAAGCUCUCUAACGUGCUAUCAUAGAGAAUACUGCGUAGCCUAUAGUACGUGUUGUCUAAUCGUGACUGAAAGAUUACAGCAAAAAGCUGCAAUACGCUAUCUCACCGAAGGGUGAAAAAUUAGACAUAAACAAUGUAGUACCGUAAAGCU